Molecule: messenger RNA, 711 nt
Organism: Verticillium dahliae VdLs.17
Lineage: Eukaryota; Fungi; Ascomycota; Sordariomycetes; Glomerellales; Plectosphaerellaceae
Exons: 2
Coding region: 256-435 (59 amino acids)
Source: RefSeq, a predicted model, not a curated record
GCAGCUUUAUGAGGCAGCUUUUCGCUGGAUUGAAAAGGCAAGUCUGCCUUACCUGAAUUCAUCAAGAGACAGACAGAAUAACUUAAAUCGUGGCAAUACCCUGUCGUCCUCACGUAAGAGAAGGACGGCUCCUGAUUAAACAACCAGAUACAACGCCUAAAAGUCCUCACCCUCGGUAGAAAACCGUCCAAGCGAACAACGUUUACGGCCAUGUCUCAGGAAACAUCAAAAUACUGCAGAAACCGAAUUGACAGCAUGCCAGUCCAAGAGACCUUGCCGACGCGGGCUACCAGUCCAGAUCGCUUGUUCCGAGCACUCAGGAACAAGUUUGGGCCUGGGGGAUUCGCCGUUGAGGUUCGCCACGACAUGUACAACAUCAGAGCCGCAUCACCGCUUGAGAUCAGUUGCGAAGGGCAUAACCCGAUCAUUAGCUGAGGGCAGAAGACGGCAGUGUGGACACCCAUCACCUCUAGAAUCCAGCUUUUGAGAUCAUUUGUUUUCUUGGUGUUUAUCGGCAAAGAUCAAGGUCCCCGUUGCUGUGGUCUAGGUCCUUCUUUAUCAUGGCUUCUGGGAGGGAGGAAAGAUUGGGGGCGGGGGUUGGCUCAUGGCACGGGAGAUUGCGUGUGACGGGGAUGCACUAACAGCCAAGAUGAAUGAUGAAGAUAUUGUUCAGCAGUGUUCCAAUCAGUCAAUUUAGCACAUCUUGCACGU